CCCCAAGUUUCGUCCUCUUACUCAAGGGGCUGGAUGGAGAAGCAUGCUUCAAAAAGCUAAUUCUGCCCUUCAAAAAAACCAAGAACGCCAGCCGGAUUCAUCACACCAAUCUUCGGAUCCUUUCCUCCAAACACUAGAUGAUCUGUCUAUGCUGUUUGAACAACGAUCAUAUUCCAAUGUUGCCAUUAACAUUAGUUUGGUCGUUAUAUAUAUAGGACUUUGCAGACAUGGAAUUCUCAGUUUCCCCAAUGACUUCAAAGAUUUUUCAGAGAAACUCACCCAAGUGUUUGCAGGGUUUGCAUUUUUUGACCUAAUAUUCUCAAAGGUUUACUUCAACACACUUCUAGGUCUGCUCAAGGGAUUCUGAAUACACUUCAACGCUUGGAGCCUCACUAUAAUGCCCAGAGAUGGCUCCAUCCUGCCCAUGCCUGCUUUUCCAUUUCACCUCUUUAUUGUUUCAAAACUUCAG
Messenger RNA from Lentinula edodes (shiitake mushroom), 469 nucleotides. RefSeq lists its product as uncharacterized. The record is from RefSeq and is a predicted model, not a curated record. Bases 44 to 367 code for a protein of 107 amino acids. The transcript has 2 exons. NCBI's taxonomy places the organism in Eukaryota, Fungi, Basidiomycota, Agaricomycetes, Agaricales, Omphalotaceae.